Vanrija pseudolonga is the source of this 513-nucleotide messenger RNA. RefSeq lists its product as uncharacterized. NCBI's taxonomy places the organism in Eukaryota, Fungi, Basidiomycota, Tremellomycetes, Trichosporonales, Trichosporonaceae. The record is from RefSeq and is a predicted model, not a curated record. The transcript is spliced from 2 exons. The coding region runs from base 1 to 513 and encodes 170 amino acids.
AUGCCCCCCUCGUACAAGCCCUACGGCAACCCCGUCCCUUCCUACAUCCCGUCCGAGUGGACCGCCGGCGACCGCAACGAGGCGACGUUCAAGUAUCCCAUCAAGCCCUACUGGACGCAGUGGCACACGGCCAGCAAGGCGGUCGGCGGGGUCACUGAGCGCGCGUAUGGCGUCGGGGACCUGGUGUACGAGCACGGCGAGUACGACGACGGGACGAGCCACGACAUGUUCUGGGUCGUCGCUGCGCAGGACCUCGAGGGAUACACUCUGUCCGUGCUCAUUGCGCAGGAGCAAAAGGUCGGCCUCCGAUACACGCUGCGCGAGGAGGGCGGCGUGACCCACUUUGCCCGCGAGACCAUCUACCACAAGGACUCGGUGUACGGCGCCAAGGCGCGCGCCGAGUUCGGCGAGGCGAGCAAGGUUAGCGUCGGUAACCUCGAGAAGCAGAUCACGGGGCUGCUGGAGAAGGAGUACUCGUCCGUCCCGACCUUCGGCGCUUCGUGGCAGCAGUGA